Molecule: messenger RNA, 4734 nt
Organism: Klebsormidium nitens
Lineage: Eukaryota; Viridiplantae; Streptophyta; Klebsormidiophyceae; Klebsormidiales; Klebsormidiaceae
Source: the annotation of a GenBank genome assembly
AUGCGGCUGCUCGUUUCACGCCUCGCCGCAUCCGCUGAGGAACAGGUGGGGGAGUGGCAGAAGUGCAGUCAAGACUGCGGGGGCGGUACGCACGUCAGAGACAUCGCCUGCAAGGCGUCAGACGGCAACCUCGUUGCGGAGUCCUUCUGUGCCGGUGCUCCAAGACCUGACACCCAAGAGACGUGCAAUACGAGCCCCUGUUUGAAUGUCGACCCCUUUCUCAGUCAACCACCGCCGCUCGACGUCUGGACAGCGGGGCAAACGCACAACGUUUCCUGGGGAGGGGGGAUACAGUACGGGACCGUUCUGCUGCAAGCCAAACUGCUUGCUUCGUCCCUGUCUGCACAGCAGCUGACUGCAACGGAUGAGUGGAACCAUGGGUCCAAAAUUGGGCUCCCGAUGGUUGCAGUGUCGAAUACUGGAAGCUUCGUUGUGAGGAUACCUGAUGCGGCCCGUUCGGCGCUUGUUUCAUUGAGGUUACUUUCGACCGAUGCCAACGGCACGAAGACGGCCACAACAAACGGACCGCUGGUCGUUCGCGGGCUGGUCACCUACACGGUUAUCUUAACCGCAGUCUCUCGAGCUCCCGGCCCGCCAGCCAGCCUGCCCCUCGGAGCGUCCGUUACACUGUACGGCUCGCUCGACUCCUCCGCUUCGUUCUCGGUCGGUGCAACCUCCCCCGGGCAGCUCUCAGUCACCAAAAUGGUUCAACAACUAGACCUUGGGGCAGUGUCCCAGUGUGCGGUGACGGGGCCAAGCUGGAUGGGCUCGGUUCAAGUGUUGGCCGGGCAAGACGGGUUAGUGCGAACCUUCGGGUUUGAUAACCCGCCAACCGGCGCGAAUUCCCUUCGCUCCGACUGCGCCCAGAUCCAAGACUGCUUCGCCUGCUCUGCCACGGAGGGCUGCGGCUGGUGCGCUUCAGGUUCCGGUUCCGGUUCCGGUCCGCAGUGUCUCCCGGGCGACGACUUUGGGCCGUACGUGGGGGUCUGCUCGCAGCCGGUUGAAGCGGCCCUCAUAGCGUAUGCGUGGGCGGCGAAUCCGGGCACGUGCGCUGAUCCCUGCCGCCUUUCCGGCGCGCGCACUUGCAGCGACUGCGCGCUCAAGGCCGGCUGCGGCUGGUGCGAGGCGACCUGCUCCUGCCUUAAGGGCAACGAAACGUCGCCGGAAUUCUUCCCCUGCCCCCGUACCCCGAGCCUCCCCCAGCCGUGGAGCCUGUCUGCGCAGCAGUGCGGCGCGGGCGGCACCUGCGCGGCCGCGGGCGGCCCGAAGGCGCUCGUCGUGGCCGCGCUGCUCCAAACCUCCCAAACCUUCGCCUUUCUCGAUGGGUCGGCUUCCACGCCCUGCGCCACGUGCUACGGCGUCGACUGUGGCCCGCACGGGGAGUGCAUUCACACCAGCGACCAGGCGGUCUGCCAGUGCAAGGCCGGCUACACCGAGCCUAAGUGUGAAUUGCCACCCAGUCCCUGCACCGGUUUUGAUUCCUCCCAGGGCGUUCGAACCUGUGCACUGAGCGGCGACUCUAGUUACCUUUUUGUAUGCGCCGACGGCAGGACGGGUCUUGACUGCGCACCUCCGACCCUUUCCUCGACGAGUGUGAAUACCCCCCCAGUAAGCCCAAGCGCGAGCCCGGUUCCAAGCUUAAGCGCCGCCCCGAGCGCAAACGCCAGUUCUAGCCGGUCCCCGGUUCCUUCCCCGAGCGCCAGUCGGAGCCCCGCCCCGAGUCCCAGCCGUAGCCCGCUUGUCUGCUUCAACAACUGCAACGGCCACGGCACGUGCGUCGCCAACAACAAGUGUGCGUGCGCGGCCGGGUGGGACGGCGGCAACUGCGCGGCGCUCGGGUGGAACUGCUUCUGCGACUGCCCGCAGGACGAGCGCACGUGUCUGAAGACCGCCGGCUGCCGCUGGUGCAUCGACAACAAUUACAACAGCGGGUGCAUCCCCACGCGCGACGACAACGGCCAGUGCACGCGCGCGCGCCGGCGGCUACUUGACGCGCCCGCGGCCGCGCCGCGCGAGAGCUGCUUCCUUUGGCAGCAGGCGGCCGGGCCGAACCAACCGGCGGUGCAAAAUGCGCUUUCAAGGGUGGCGAACGUGACCGGGCUUGUACCCGGGAGCUACACCUUCGUGCUGACGUCAACGGAUAACGACGGCCGCGCUUCCAACGCGACCAUCCAAGUUGGCGCUGCCGCAACUCCCGUUCCGGUUCCGUCGUCCACUCCGGUCGCGACCCCUAAUUUCGGAACGGAAUCCCCCGGUCCAGUCCCAAAUCCUCCACAGGCCACAGGCCCUCCCCCUCUGGCCGUUCCUCCCCCGAUUCAAACGUCGCCCCCCCUCCAAAACCCUCCCCCCGUCACAAUCGAGAUCCCCACCCCAAUCUCAUUGCCCCCUCCUGCUUCCCCCGCGAAAAUGCCUCCACCGCGUUUCGAUGCCUCCCCCGAGUUCACUUCCUCCCCCCGUUUCUAUGCCUCCCCCAAUCUCACCUCCCCCCGUUUCGAUGCCUCCCCCGAGUUCACUCCCCCCCCCGUAUCGAUGCCUCCCCCGAUCUCACCUCCCCCCCUUUCGAUGUCUCCCCCAAUCUCAUUUCCUCCUCCCGUUUGGAUGCCUCCCCCAACCUCGCUUCCUCCCCCCGCAGCAACUCCAGCCCCUCCCACAACGCCUCCUCCCGCCGCAAAUCCUCCCCCUGUUUCGAAUCCCACAGGUGCCACAGUUCCUCCCCCAACCACAACUGCUUCACCACCCAGAGAACCCCCCCCAGCGGCAGUCCCUCCCCCGGCCGAAAUUCCGCCUCCCUCUGCUGCAAACCCUCCCCCGGCCGCAACUCCUCCCUUUUCAAUCCUCCCUCCGCCUGCUACACUCCCUCCUCCGCCUUCAUUUCCCCCCCCGGUGGCAACCAGUGCAAGUCCCAGCCCGGUUGUUAGCCCAUCAAACAGCCCGGUUCCUAGUCCUUCAGAGAGCCCGGUCUCGAGCCCCUCCAUUUCCUUAAGCCCACUUCCCAGCCCUUCCCCUAGCCCUUCGCAAAGCCCCUCUUCGAGCCCGACCCCGAGUGCCUCCUCUAGUCCAGCCCCAAGCUCUUCGUCCAGUCUGAGUCCUUCCUCCACUCUAAAACCAAGCGCUUCACCCAGUUCCGUCCCGAGCCCUUCCGCCAGCGCCUCCGGAAGCCCUCUCCCCAGCCCGUCCGCAAAAGCAUCCCCCAGCCUAGUUCCCGUUCCGUCGCCGAGUUCCGCUGCAAGCCCUUCCGUCUCCCCUACGAUUCAGUCCCCCAGCAGCGCUCCUUCUCUGUCACCCCCCGCAAUUUCGCCCUCUCCAAGCCCCCCCGCCGCGGCUGUCGCCGCCACUCUGAACCUUGGCGUCGCGCUGGCAAAUCUCGCCGACCCAGAAGCGGUCCAAACCGGGGACAUCGAGCGGUCGCUGGCCGCCGCAAACGGGCUCGACGCGGGCGCCGUUUCGGUCGCCUCCAUUCCGUUCAGUGUGGCCCAGUCGUGCGCCAUCGGUAACGUCAGCCCCGGGGAGUGGGCCGACGGGGGCGGCCGCGACGCGUUCGUCCGCGCGAUCGCGGCGGAGUCCGGCGUCGAUCCGUCUUCCGUUUCCGUCGAGAGCGCCGCGGAAAGCAGGCGGCGCCGCGGGCUGCUCCAGUCCGCCGGAACCCUCCGGGUGUCCUUCAGCAUCCUGUGCGGGGACGGCGCGCAGGCCAAGGCCGUGAUCCAGUCGGUAACGGGCGCUUUCGACAGCGGGAGCGUUACCUCCGCUCUAGUUGCCCUCGGCCUGGCCCCCACGCAGGUGCAGGCCGCCGACCCGCCGACCGUCAGCGCCCACGUGGAGGUCGUCAUCAGCGUCACCGUGAACCGCACGGCUGACGUCACCGCCGUCGCGUCGGCGAUCUCGCAGUCCGUGUCUUCGGGCUCGUUUUCGUCGGCUCUGCAAGAGAGGGGUGUCAGCGCAGACACUCUAGUCGUGUCGGUUCCCACAUGGUCGAUUGUGACAUUCCCACCCCCAGCGCCGGCUGCUUCCCCAACGCCAGUUCACCCCCCCCCUCCCUCGUUCCCGCAAUACCCCCCUUAUCCUUCAGCCUCCCCUUAUCCAAAUCCAGCCUCGUUCCCUCCACCCCCUAACAGUCCGACAAUCCCACCGCCGGAGGUAAAGAAAGGAGGCUGUUUUGCGGCCGACGCAGAAGUGACCUUAGAGGACGGAACGGCAAAGCGGAUGGCGGACCUUUGCUUGGGAGACCGAGUCUUUGUCAUAGACCCACGAGACGGUCGCCUCUUUGUUGAGGAGGUUUAUUGGUUCACUCACAAGUCCGAUGAACAGGCCACAUACGUUCGUCUACAAACCGAGGAGGGAGCCAGCAUAUCCGGGACUCCGCAUCAUUACGUCUUCGCCCACCGCCCCCCGGCUAGCACCGCUGCUUCUGCCCUCAGUUUCGCCAACGCUACUAUUGUGACAUUCAGUGAGGUCCGAGUAGGGGACCUCGUUUGGGUGGCCCGGGGAUAUCCAUCCAACGGUCAAUCCGCGCUUCUGGCCCAGAGAGUUGCGAACAUUACUGAGGUUUCUCUGCCCGGGAUGUAUAGUCCCAAAACCUUGAGCGGUACCAUUUUGGUCAACCACGUGGCAGCACUGCAGUUCACCGCCGCUCUUCCGAGGGCCAUGUGGGCUUUCCACGUGGCAAUGCUUCCCGCUCGGUUCGUCAGGAGCUUUGUGCCUAGGGCGCCGCUAAACUGGGUGUUUCAGCUCCUUUGA